AUGAAACUCUCCAUCCUUCCAGCCCUAGCCCUCGUCGGCCUCACCACCAGCGCACCACUCACCUCCUCCUCUCUCCCAGGCCACAACCUCCCCAUCCUCAAAACAACAACCACAUCCAAGGGCCAAAUCCUCGACUGGGUGCCUCUCGACUCACAAGGCCAAAUUGCCCGUCCGCCACCACUCUCCCUCCUCAAACGCACACCCACCGCCCAAGAUGUUGCCAUUGUCAACGCCAUCAAGCCGCAAGACUCGGGUCCCGCAGGCACGGUGCCGAUCCUCCGUAGCCACGGCCCCACCAAGCCGAUGAAACGGCUUCCUCAAGCCCAGGACAACAAUUCCACCUCUUCAUCCACCUCUUCAUCAUCGUCUACAUCCACGCACGCUAAGCGCUCCUACAACGGCCAGCAUUGGUACGCCAGCACCGCCCAGAAUGUAAACAACCACGGCGGAACAGCUACCUACAGCAUUUUCAAGGCCUUUGUCGAGCGGUCCUCAGACUUUUCCCUGCUCCAAGUAGCUGUCAUUCGCAACAAUGCCGCCCACGCUGGAACCGCGCCAAAGAGCCAGACCGUAGAAUGCGGAUGGAUCAACUACCCAGACCAAGUGGGCGACCCGCACUUGUUCUCAUUCUACACGACUAAUAACUACGAGGCCUAUGGGGAUAACAUCUGCGGCUGGAAUCGAGAUGUAGCCGGGUGGGUGCAGUACGACAAGGACAUUUACCCCGGCAUUCCGUUUGCGCCGCUCUCCACGAUCGGAGGGGCCAAGUACGAGGCAGACAUAGGCUACUACUACUACGAGGGAAACUGGUGGUUGUCUACGCUGGGAAAAUUCAUCGGCUACUAUCCUGGGAGUUUGUUCUCGCAGGACGUGAACUCAGCGGACACGCUCAACGACCACUCUGAUCAGAUUAAUUUCUAUGGGGAAAUUUACAACAGCGAGGAGGACAUGACGACUACGGACAUGGGGAGCGGCGAGUUCCCCGAGGCAGGGUUCGGCAACGCGGCCUACUUGAGGAAGAUUGCCUACUAUGACACCGGGAACAACUAUCAGAACUACGAUGGGAGCCGGGGGGUCAUAGUGAGCGAUCAGAAUCGGUAUCGAUUGUCGGCCAACUGGAACUCAGGGUCGGAUUGGGGAAGUUAUUUCUACCUUGGGGGCCCGGGGGCUGGUGGUGUUAUCGGGGCUUGA
Molecule: messenger RNA, 1191 nt
Organism: Pochonia chlamydosporia 170
Lineage: Eukaryota; Fungi; Ascomycota; Sordariomycetes; Hypocreales; Clavicipitaceae
Product: carboxyl-terminal proteinase
Exons: 1
Coding region: 1-1191 (396 amino acids)
Source: RefSeq, a predicted model, not a curated record